Molecule: messenger RNA, 1526 nt
Organism: Xyrauchen texanus (razorback sucker)
Lineage: Eukaryota; Metazoa; Chordata; Actinopteri; Cypriniformes; Catostomidae
Product: nucleolar GTP-binding protein 2-like
Exons: 12
Coding region: 101-1522 (473 amino acids)
Cellular component (GO): nucleolus
Source: RefSeq, a predicted model, not a curated record
UGUAGUUUAUUGUAACACGUGGAAAUCUGUAGUAGACUGAAACCCAUGCUUUAUUUAUUUAUUUGACAGUACAAAGUGGGUUCCCGGUCAAUCGGUCACAAUGGUUGAGCCAAAAUUCAAGGGGGAAAGCUCCAUAAAUCCCUCAAACUCCAGCAGCAAUCCCGUUAAGGGAGCUGGAGGUAACAACAUGAGGGACCGCGCCACCAUCAAACGCUUGAAUAUGUGCAGACAGAAGCAGAGAUGCAACAAUCGAGGUAAGGUGAUCAAGCCCCUGCAGUACCAGAACACAGUUGCUCCUGGGACUGUUGCCAGAGUUGAGCCCAACAUCAAGUGGUUUGCCAAUACCCGCAUCAUCAAGCAGUCAUCCUUGCAAAAAUUCCAGGAAGAGAUGAAUGCAGUAAAGAAAGAUCCUUACAGAGUAGUGUUGAGACAGAGCAAGCUACCCAUGUCAUUGAUGCAUGACCGAAUCAAAGCACAUAACUCCAAGGUGCACAUUCUGGACAUCGAGACUUUUGACAUCACGUUUGGGCCUAAGGUACAAAGAAAGAGACCCAGCUUGUCUGUGGGGGAGCUAAAGGAAUUUGCUGAGCAGGCAGAUGUCUCAGCUCAGAGCUACAGUGCUGAGAAAGACCGUGACCUGGUGACUGUGGACAGUGGACUUCUUCAUCGGGACCCUAUGGGCACCCAUUCUCAGAGCAUUGAGACCUACCUGAAGAAAGAGAAAUCUUGGAAACACCUCAUCUUUGUGCUUAAUAAGUGUGACCCCAUUCCCACUUGGGUCACGAAACGCUGGGUUGCUGUGCUGUCGCAGGAAUACCCCACUCUGACAUUUCACGCUAGCCUUACCAACUCCUUUGGCAAAGGUUCCCUUAUCCAGCUCCUGCGGCAGUUUGGCAAGGUCUGGCAGUAUAUCACACUAAUGAGGCGCAUUUUCCUGAUUGACUGCCCUGGCGUCGUCUACCCCUCCGAAGACAUUGAGACUGACAUUGUGCUGAAAGGAGUGGUUCAAGUGGAGAAGAUCCGAAACCCAGAGGAUCACAUCAGUGCAGUGCUGGAGAGGGCAAAAGCAGAGUACAUCCAGAAGACAUACCGCAUUCCGUCCUGGAGCUCUGCCGAGGACUUCCUGGAAAAGCUGGCCUUUCGCACCGGAAAACUGCUUAAGGGUGGAGAGCCAGACCUGCCCACUGUCUCUAAAAUGGUUUUGAAUGAUUGGCAGAGGGGAUGCAUCCCCUUUUUCGUAAAGCCCCCUGGAGGCGAGAUGGAUGAAGAAGUAAAUGGAAAUUGCUCCUACUACCUCAAAAUAUAUUACAGAAGUUCCCAUAAAUUAGGCAGAAAGAGGAAAGCUUUGGAAGUUGAGGAGCCUGCGCAGCCUACCAAGCUCAAAUCUAAAGAGAAAAGAAGACUGGAGAGUGCCCAGAAAGUGAAGAAAGUGGGCGUUCGCUAUUAUGAGACGCACGACGUCAAGAAUAAGAACAGAAAAAUGCCCUCAGAUGGCAAGAGAGCCAAACGAGCCAAGCGAUAAGACC